Chelmon rostratus (copperband butterflyfish) is the source of this 9310-nucleotide messenger RNA. RefSeq names its product tet methylcytosine dioxygenase 1 (gene tet1). Gene Ontology annotation, molecular function: DNA binding; zinc ion binding; DNA 5-methylcytosine dioxygenase activity. Gene Ontology annotation, cellular component: nucleus. Lineage: Eukaryota; Metazoa; Chordata; Actinopteri; Chaetodontiformes; Chaetodontidae. The transcript has 12 exons. The coding region runs from base 438 to 7076 and encodes 2212 amino acids. The record is from RefSeq and is a predicted model, not a curated record. Gene Ontology annotation, biological process: positive regulation of transcription by RNA polymerase II; oxidative demethylation.
GCUGCCCUGAAUGGAUUGACAUGAGAGGGAUUUAUAUUUUAACGGAUGUCGUCUCCCCAAAUACACGGUGCUGGUUGAAAAGCAACUAUUCCGCUCGAUGUUUGUUCAUGUUGGUGCUUGUAUCGUGACCAUGUGUCAUCGUCGUGAGAGGAUUGAACUUGCCAGCAGUCUAUAUUUGCCGAGGAGGGAAACCAAUACAAGGUCUCGCUGUCUCGCUGGAGCGGAGUAUUAUUAGCAGUUCAGACAGUGCAACUGUCUCUCUGGUCAUGCACUGCAAUUACACAGUCACGACAGCAUCGUAAUUUACAAUUUAAGAAUAAAACACGGAAGAGGAAGAUUUUUAAAAAGGAAAAAACAAUUGUGUGCCAAGCAAAAGCAAAGCAUUCACCUGGCUCCCAUGCUGGCUGCCAGAAAUCCUCCCCUCCACACCCUCAGUCAUGCCUGCUACAACCAAAUCCACCAGGAGACAGACACCUGCUCAGAGAAAAAAUGGCCAGAAAGUGAUCAGCACCAAGAGGCAAACCUGUAACUCAAAUAAAGGCAGAGGAAGAGCCACAGAGAGGCCCCAGAAAACACCUGCAGAGCCCAAAAGGUCAACGGCGAGGGCCCAGGCACAGUCAGGCCGAAGCCCCCGUGGAAGAGGGGUUAGUGGGUCUGGACCUGGGAGGUCCCCUGGCACAGUUAACCAUGCCCUAAAUGUAACAGGAUCUGCAAGGCUUAGACGGCUGAGCAAUCUGCCUGACCACUGUGGUGAGUUACAAGACCCCCUUGGGCGAAGGAAGUCCCUUCGGGGCACACAGGUGUCUGUUACUCCCUGCCCACCGCCUAAACCUUGCAGAGGAGGGAGGAACAGCAGAGGGAGAGCAAAGAGAGGAGCAGCAUCACAGCAAAUGAAUACAAGAAACCAGCCAUCAAGCACCAGCAUCAAUGAUUCAACUCCUGACGAGGAAAACGACAAACUGGCCCCCUGUGGUGCUGAAGAAAUCCUUCCAAUCUCUCUAAAAACUGAGUUUGGAGUUCCUGCAAGCAUCAAAGAUAAGGGUCUGGGAGUCAACAAUGCUAAAGAGGGCAGCCCUCUUAAAGCAGAUUCACCACCAUGUAACGACACACUGGAAGACUGUGUGCAGUGCAGCUGUGACAGUACUAUAACCCAACAAGACAAAACAACUGUCAACCAUAAUGAAGGUGACCUGAGGUGUGUGACUGGGGCCCCGGUGUGUGAUGAUGUUGAUGGACAACUAAAACUCUUCAGCGACAGAAGUAAAGAUAACCCCUGUGAGUCCUCUGUGCUAACAAGUAUUGGCUCACCAGGGGAGCAGAUCAGCAGUGAGGGAAAUUACAGUUCAUCUGUCCUUGGAAAUAAGCUUGAUCAUCUUGCCAGCGAUGGUAAGCCACACGAUGUGUGUACUAUCCAACAAGAGGAAGGUAACAUGUUGGGCUUGAAAGAGAAUAGGGCGGCAGAUGAAAGAGUGAUAGUUGUCACCGAGAGGAAAAAGAAGAUAAAUCAUGAGAGAAGAGAGAGUUCACAGGCAGAGAAAGUAGUUGAGAGACAAAAUGAGAACAUGGAAGUGAUGGAGGAGAUUGUUGAGAGGCUUGGUAAUUGUGAGGAAGAAGAGGGAGACAAAAAAGAAAAGGAGAAUGAUGCUUUCAGCAAUCCUGCUGACUCCAAAGCCAGCACUCCAGCCCCCCAACCCCCAGAUCCUCCUCACCCUAACAAUGGACUGACAGCACAGUUAGAAUCAGCUGUAAGUGUGCUGCCUGUCACCAACACAGCUACCUCAAAUCCCACCAAAGCCCCCUCCACCUCCGAGUCACUUGAGCUAGAGGUUCUGAGCCAGCGCAAGACAGACAUGCAACUGACCAGUCAUGGUGCUAAACCUCAAUUCUCGGGGUCCUCAGCAGUUGCUGAAACUGCCCUGAUGUUGCGGACUGUUCUAGUGAAAAGAAAUACGCCGGUUAUUAUCCGUAGUGACUCCCUCCACCCUAAGAGCUUGAGGGAUUCAAGCCAGGGGGAACCACACCAACUGCUAAGCCCAGAGAUCCCUUCUCAUCAGGGAGAAAGACAAGGUUGCACAUCAGCAGAGAAGCAGACCAAAGAUAGUGAAUCCAAUCGAGAGCCAUUGGAACACCACAGCCAGAAAGAGACAUCUUUGCUGUCAUUGUCAUUAGUUCCUCAGUUGAACACUGAUGCCCUUACAGCUGAGUGUGAACCAAACCUCAGCGAUGGCAGUGGUGCGGUAGCAGUGCCAGAGCCGGACUCAGUGCCAAAGAUCUCGACUCCUUCUCUGGACAGCAGCUCCACCUUCUCCUGCAGCUCAGAAAGCACUCGCUCCUCUUUUUCUUUUGACACUGAAUCAGAGGCCGGGUAUGGAGAGCCCAGCCCCUCUAUUCUACCUGGAUCCUGGGGGCCAGAGGCGGUCUGCUUGCCCUCUUGGACCACUCAGAAACCACAGAGGAAGGACAGGAAGAAGCGGAGCAGGUGUGGGAUGUGCGAGCCAUGCCUGAGGAAGAUCAGCUGUGGCCAGUGCAGUUGCUGCCUCAACCGUAGGACUGGCCACCAGAUCUGUAAGCUUAGGAAGUGCGUGGAACUGAAGAGGAGAAGACCCUCGUCUCUGCUAACUCUCUCUGCUGCACAGGUGGUUCCAGAAAGUGGGUCGGUAAAUGGCAAAGGCAAGGCACAGAUGGAUGAUACCCACACGGCAGCAGAGGAGGAUGAGGGGGAGGAAGGCCACAUACCUCAUACGCAAUCUCCCCCCAUCACCCACUCUCUCACCCACAAUCUGGCCUGGGACCAAGCAGGACAGCCAGCACUUGUUAAAAGAGAGACCGGGCAGGAGCUGACCAGCAUUGCACUUCACCAACAUGUAUGCUCUUCUGUGUCUUUUCAGAAUGGUUCUGCUGAGAACCUGAAAAAACCUAAUGGUGCUCAUAUGACCACUGGGUCACACUCUGAUCUGAAGUCUGCAUAUAAAAGGACUACAGUUGCAUCAGAACCUCAAAGGACUAUAAUAACUACAGUCCCUAAAGAUUGCUCUGAGAAUGGACCCAACACUCCUCCGGAUGACAUGUCAGUUCCGCUGAAGAAGAUCAAACUGGAGGAGCCGUGGAUGUGGAUCACUGAACAGGCCACCACACAGCUGAGUGAUGAAGAUGAGGUCUGCGAAGACCCGCUGUCCACGCUGGCGGCCGUGGUGUGUCUUUCUGUCACAGAGAGGAAGGGACUGAAGCAGAAACUCUUCAGCUCACAAUCUUCCAUUCUUUGCUCCAUCAAAACAGAGCCACCAGAUUUGCACUUCAUCAAGAAGGAGCCCGAAGACUUAAAGAAUGACUUGUGUCAGAAAAGCACUCCUGUUAGCCUGCAAAGGACUCUGCAGCCUAUCAAAAGUGAACCUCCUCCAAGUGUCUUGCUACCAAGCGUGCAGUCUUUGGCAGAGAAGAGAAAUCUUAGUUUUGAUCAGGCAAUUGCUAUUGAGGCCUUGACUCAACUGGCAGCUAUACCUCAAAACACCCCAGGGUCCAUUAAAGCUGAAAGUAAGUGUGAACAUCCCAUUUCUACUGCUGCCCCAUUUUCAACCUCCAAUACAAAUACAACCCUGCAAGAAGCCAAACCCACAGCAGCUAUCCGCUACAACAAAGUCUCGGUCAUCAGCUCACCACUACACCAGAUGUCAGUCAUACGCCCUCCUGUGGCCAGACAGGGGAAUGUCAUCCAGUGCUCCCCAGGGUUGAGCUCUAACACAAAGCUGUCUCUGCAGGACGUCUUAGAGGCCAGCUCAAACGAUGAGAAAGCACCCUGUAGGAGGACAGAGCAGGGCUUUGGUUCUCAUGUCAUCAAGUCUGAAUGCAGCUAUAAAGAUCCCAGUGACCUGAAGUUCAAUAAAGAUCAUGAGCGGCUGUUUGGGGAGGACAAAGACAGUGUUUUUGGUAAAGUGAGGAGAAACAAAGAUGAGGAGGAGGUGGCAGCUCAGUUGGCAGACCUGGCCUUCAUCAUCCAGUCACGACACAACCUGCAGUCAGAGAACAACCCUCCAAAAGGAACACCCGUGUCAGCCAUCAAAUACAACUACAACUCCCAGCUACCCCAGAGUCAGAAAAAGACCCUCAUAAAAAAAACAAAAGCUACACCUUCCAAGCCCAGGAAGAAGAAGGUAAGUGAUGGACUGCAUGAGGGAAUCAGCUGCAGGACCCCCCUUUCAAAACGCAUGCCAAAUGGAGAGAUGCCCCACAGGAGCAGAGGCAAGAAGAUUCUCCCACAGGGGAAAUCAGGCCUUCACCACAAGAGGAACCUGUUCCUACCUCAGGCUCAGAUUGACCUGAAGAGAUACUUGGCUGAGGCUGAGGAGGAAAGGAGGCAACUCAUCCAUCACAGUAAUGCACACAAUACAGCCCUCUCAGAUCCUCAGACUUCGAACUACAGCACUCUCAUGAGGAUCAACCACAUUCGUAGUCAAGAAAAUCAACCAUGGUCCCUUUCAAAUGGUCCACUCCACCAACACAAUCCAUGCAAUGGUCAUGCUGCAGGACCAGGGCAGGAGUGUCAUAGGCAUUUGUUAUCUCAGGUAGCGCAGCCCUGUGGUGGGCUGCAGCACGGUGCUGAUCCGAACACCAGCCCAGCCAAUGCCACUUUCCUCAGCCACACCACUGGGCACCAUGGUCUGGCUAAUGGCUUCUCAGGGGCUCGGCAGUCCCCUCCCCCAAGCCAGCAGGGCUACUACAAGCUGGAGAGGUCAGGACCUAUCUCUGUCCUGUCCACGGCUACUGAUGGGGAUCUUGGCCACUCUGCAGAGUCAACUCCAUCCAAGAACAGCAUCAACAGCUUUCUGGAGUCUCCUAUGAGUUUCCUGGAUACCCCCAUUAAGAACUUGCUCAAUACACCUUCCAAGAAACAGUCUGAUCUUCCAUCCUGUCAAUGCGUGGACCAAAUCAUUGAAAAGGAGGAAGGCCCUUACUAUACUCACCUCGGGGCAGGACCUAGUGUUGCUGCAGUGAGGGAAAUGAUGGAGAACAGGUAUGGUGCCAAAGGAAAUGCAGUAAGGGUGGAAGUUGUUGUUUACACUGGGAAAGAAGGAAAGAGCUCCCAGGGGUGUCCGAUAGCUAAAUGGGUGAUCCGGCGUGGCAGUGAAGAGGAGAAGCUGUUGUGUUUGGUCCGCCAGAGGCCAGGGCACUGCUGUGACUCUGCCGUGUUAGUGAUCCUCAUCCUGGCGUGGGAGGGAAUCCCUCGGCCGGUGGCGGACAAUCUCUACCAGGAACUCACGCGGUCCCUUUUUAAAUACGGCUCCCCCACCAGCCGUCGCUGUGCCCUCAAUGAAGAUCGUACGUGUGCAUGUCAGGGAUUGGACCCAGACACCUGCGGAGCUUCAUUUUCCUUUGGCUGCUCCUGGAGUAUGUACUUCAAUGGAUGUAAGUUUGCUCGCAGCAAAGUGCCCCGCAAGUUCCGCCUGCUUGGAGACUACCGGGAGGAGGAGGAGAAGAUAGAGAGCAACCUCCAGAGUCUCGCCACUGACCUUGCACCACUCUACAAAAGAUUGGCUCCUGAGGCCUUCCAAAACCAGGUGGAACAUGAGGAGGCGGGUGGGGACUGCCGGCUGGGCAUGAGGGCAGGACGUCCCUUUUCUGGGGUUACAGCGUGUGUGGAUUUCUGCGCCCACGCUCACAAGGACACUCACAACAUGAAUAACGGCAGCACUGUGGUUUGCACUUUAACCAAGGAAGAUAACCGUGCAGUGCGUAACAUACCAGAAGAUGAGCAGCUCCAUGUUCUGCCACUUUACAGGAUCUCUGACAGGGAUGAGUUCGGUCAGGUUGAGGGCCAGUGGGCCAAGAUCCGAAGUGGUGCUCUGCAAGUUCUGUCUUCCUUUCCCCGAGAGGUGCGUCUACUGGCUGAGCCAGUAAAAUCAGCCCGUAAGAUAAAGCAAGAGGCUCGUCUAAAGGCUCAGGCGGAGAAACUGGAGAAGAAGCUCGGGCUGACUCCUCUCACUCCUGGGAAAGUGAAAAGCGAAACCCCCAACAAAGAGCCUCAGGGCUACUACAGCUCACACAGACUACCACCCAGACCCGCCAGCGUUGGAAGGUACAUGCCGGACAGGAAUCAAUCCAGCACUUACAGCCAGAGCACCAGCAGCUACCCCACUCUGGGUGCAGGGGUCACCCCACAGAAGGAGGCCAUCUCCCCCAACCACCCUGGCCUGCCUGGCCUCCAGUUUGGACAGAAUGGCUCAGCUCUUAAUUAUAAGACAAUGAGUAACGCCAUGAAUGGUUAUUCUCCAGCAUCUGGUGACCAGAGGGUUACGUCAGAAAGUAUACCUCCACAUCAUGCUCUUAGUGACUACCCCCCUACUUUUAAAACUGAGCCCAACGAGAUGCACUGCUCUCCUCUAUGUAGACCCUCCCCCAGUGGGAGUGCUCCUCCUUCCUCCUCCUUCUCCCCCAGACCUACCUCUGAGGGCCUCUUCAGCAGGCUCAAUGGACUCCACAGGGCUGCAGGAGAUGUCACGGCAGAGGUCAUGGGUCAUGGCCUCCCUCCGCUCUCAUCUCUCCCCCUUCCCCCACAAACUCCCCCUCCUGAACCCGAGGAAGUCAAGCAGGAAGAGGUGUGGUCAGACAGCGAGCACAACUUCCUGGACCACAAUAUAGGCGGCGUUGCCGUGGCACCGUCCCACGGCUCCAUCCUGAUUGAGUGUGCACGGCGGGAGCUUCACGCCACCACCCCUAUCCUCAGGCCAAACCGCAGCCACCCGACCCGCAUCUCCCUGGUCUUCUACCAGCACAAGUCUCUAAACGAGCCAGGCCACGGGAUGGCCAUGUGGGACGCAAAGAUGGCCAAGCGGGAACGGGAACGGGAGGAGGAGGCUGAGCGAUUAAGGAUGGAGGACAUCCCGGGCGGCGGUGUGGGGAAGAACGGCAAAGGAGCUGGAGGAGUGGAGCUAGAGGACGAAGCAGGGGAGGAGGCAGAGGAGGCAAGGAGGAUCAUGAAUGUCCCCACACGUCAAACAUGGACUCUUCCGAGGGAUGGUGUCAUCACCGUGUCCCCUUACGCUCUUACGCAAGUGACGGGCCCCUACAAUCGCUGGACUUAGUCAUCAUGUUUUACACACACACACACACACACAGAAAACUCCUACACCCUGUGCUUCUGCCUUACCUCAAUCAACUUCAAACUGCUACUCUCAUUUUUUCAUUGUUUUCGUUGUGCUUUUCUAAUAUCUGUUUGUUCACUUUGUCCUUCUUCAUCUCUGCCUUCAAAGUGAUGAGGAAGACCAAAGUUUGUUUGCUUUUUAACUGUGAGUUUCGGUGUUGUUUUUAUUGUAAAGAGAUGGUGCUUUGAAGCAUUUUAAAGACGUUUUUAAACUGGUUUUAUAUACAUGAUUAAGAACAAAAAAAGAUGUGAUUAUUUAUUCUGAUCAUAACGAUUUCUAUUUAAUUCCUGGUGUAAGCCUGUUUACUGCAAGAUUUCUAUGAUAACCUGCAUUAUGUGUUGACACUCAGAAUUUAUGUUGUACAGUAGGACUAUGCUCUUUAUUUUCAGCCAAUAGUUCUCUUUUUGGAAGAAGAAUCUUGUUGGCUUUUACAUUGGUGCCAUUCUCACUGUAACCUUUGUUUAGCAAACUCAUUACAUCACACAUUGUAGAAAACAAGACUAAUAUUGUGCAUAUAUUUACUACAGAUUGUCACAUGUAGCAUCGUGCUUUUCCUUCUGCUGCCUCUGACUUCUGAUGGCAGUUGGUGAAAGAAACGUACGGCUUUGGUUUGUUGUUUUAUUUUCUCUACGUCUGGAUGGUUCGUCUUUUAUUCACGGAUAUGUAUGGCAUAUUAAGAAGCACUUUUUUGUUUUCCUAAACUUAACUUGAAAAAGGUCCCAAAACAUAGGCCUAAAUAUGUAUGUACAGAUACAGAAAUAUAUAUGACAGUUUAGCAUGAACCCAGUUUUAUUUUUACAGUAUUUCUGCAUUUAUUCGAUUGAAAAUGGCAUACAUAUCUCAUGAAAUUUGAAACUUAGCAUAACGAGGACUCAUGAAAUGCUGCAACAAUGAAGUGCUUAACAUUAUUGGCACUUAACUUAUGUUCACCUUCUGAAAAAGGAAUUCGAAAGUCGUUCAUAGGGCACAAGUGUGGUUAUAGGAUUUCAAAAAGUUACUGUACAUUUUAAUGGUGCUAAUGAGACCUCUGUUUUUUAACAGAAAUCACAAAGUGUCAGAUCUGAAUACGAAACCAUGUUAGCCAGUGCUGACUAAUUCAACGAUUUCUUCUUUUGCCUCCUCUCUGCUCUUGUUGAAAACCACUCAAACAUCAGUUCCCACUCAGACAAUUGCCUAAGAUGAUUUCGGGUGCUCGACCCUUGUGAAGACUUUGUUUACAGAUUUUUUUUACAGGGUCUGAAUAAGGGGGUUGGUGUCAACUCCUGAUGAAUCAGGAUUUUUACUUUUUAUUACCCAUGAAAGAGAAGCUCUUCACUUUAAGAACUCAUCAAUGAAAUUUCAGCACAACUGAUAAAGACCUUUCACUUACACUAACACUGGUGGUGUAACUUUUCCUGUGAGAAAGAUUUUGGACUUUUACACACUUUGACUUCCUUGUGGUGCUAAUAGGACAAGAUGUCAAGGUACAUACAUUGACCUAACUUGGUUGUAUACUGAACAGUGAUGGCAUGGUGCUUUUUGGAAACUCUGCACACACUGAUCUGCUAUAUGAUUCAGUACAAAGGUAGUUUUAUCAUUUCUCUGGAUUACUGGCUGACAAGAGACUGAGAUGGGUUAGUAUCCCAGCAUUGAUCAUGUUGUUUUUCACACACCAGUAAAAUGCAAAUUAUUGUGCAGAUGUCCAUCUAGAGUUCAAACGUCUUCCUCAGAGAACCAAACUCUCAGACAAGUCUCAGAAAUCACAACAUACACACAAAAUGAAAUGAAUGUAAACAGUUUUCAAAGAUUUAGAAAAGACAUUUUUGAACAUGACAAAGUUACAGUUGUAAAUGUUUGUUUUGAUUUACUGUGGGGGACAUUCUCAGUCCACGUUGAGAGUCUUUGUAUCAACGAGGAACUAACAACUAGCACCAGCAUUCAAAAAUCUGAAAAAAAAAAAAACUUUUAUUAGUAGAAAAUGUGUAAAUAUGUAUGUGAACCAUAUUGUUUUUACUGUACUGUUGAUGGUGUUUAGACAAUGGAUGAUCUUGCUUAUUUUGAAACUGAAUUACUGUACGUUGCUGAAAGUAUAUCCAGUUUAGACUUGAGAAGAGGCUAAAUUUAGCAUUCCUUUUAUGGAUGGCUGAUCUCUUUCGGGAUUGUGAAAUAAAGUCAUAUUUAUAUUUUGGACCUGA